GAGCUUAUCAGAACUAAAGGUUGCAUCACACAACAAACUCGCAUUGCGCUUGAACUCAGUUCCCGUUUGGCAAGUCUCAAUUGAAUCAACAAACAUUCGUGCGUGAGUUGAAACCAACACACACACACACACACCAGAACCCGUUUCGCACUCGCCAAUCGCGCAGUGUUAUUUUUGGACGACGAUCACCGGCGAGUUUUUCAAGACGCAUAGCAGUACAAAAUGGGCCAAAAGCUGUCCCGCCAGGAGCAACGGGCCGCGGACAUCCGGGAAUCGCUGCUGUGGCACCGGGACCAUCGACCACCCGACUGGGGCUCCCAGUGGCGUUCGGAGGCCGUCCACCGGGGUGUGAUCCGGAACAACGACCGACGAUCCGCUGAGGAUCAGUGCUGUUGCUGGAGUUGCUGCUGUGGCGGCUGUUUUGGACCGUUGAUUUCGCUCGGAGUGCUGCUUGUGCUGGCGUGGUAUGUCUGGUCCCGGGCACUGCAAGCUGGCCAACAGAUGGUGAGCGAUUUUCCCGGAUUGGGACCUGGUCGGCAUUGCGGAGGGAAUGCGACGGCGACGUCGGUGGUGCGUGCGGUUAAUUGUACUCUGAGUUUCUACAGUAUGUUUACGCAAACGAUGGCGCAGGUGUGGAACGGGAUGGCGGUGGAGAUGAAGUGAGGUGGUUUCGUGAUAUUGAGUUUUGCAUUAUUUGUAAACAGUAGUUGUGUAGAAAUAAAGAUGAAACGUGCUAUUUGGAAUUUUGUCCUAUAGUCAAAAUUGACAA
This is a messenger RNA of Culex quinquefasciatus (southern house mosquito), 769 nucleotides long. RefSeq lists its product as uncharacterized. NCBI's taxonomy places the organism in Eukaryota, Metazoa, Arthropoda, Insecta, Diptera, Culicidae. The transcript has a single exon. The coding region runs from base 223 to 663 and encodes 146 amino acids. The record is from RefSeq and is a predicted model, not a curated record.